AUGGGAAGAGGGAUGGCUGAUUUGAAUCAAGGAUGGUCAUCGCUUUCUUAUUGCGUGAUCGAUAACGUGUUCUGUAGCUCGUGUAGUGACUGGUUUGGCUUCAGAUGGUACGACACUAGGAGACAAUCCUGGGAGAGUGUGAAGGGCGUGAGAAGAUUGACUGAGUUUGCUGGUCAUGGUAUUGUUAAAAUGGCGGAUUACGGUGGGAAGCUGGCUGUUUUCUGGACCGGUAGUUUCCGUGAUAGGGAGAAGACUAUUUGGCGUGCGGUGAUUGCGCUUGAAAGACGCAACGGUGAUGGUGAGGAUGAGGAGAUGUGGGGAACCGUCGAGUGUGUUGAUCCUCUUCUUACCAUCCCUACCUCUUACGAUUUCGUGCGUGCUUUUGCUGCUACUGUCUGA
This is a messenger RNA of Microthlaspi erraticum, 399 nucleotides long. The record is from the annotation of a GenBank genome assembly. NCBI's taxonomy places the organism in Eukaryota, Viridiplantae, Streptophyta, Magnoliopsida, Brassicales, Brassicaceae.